AUGUCUGGACGAGAUGAUAACUUGGCAUAUGGCCAGUACCACCAACGGGAAGAUGGUCAGGGAGAGAGCACGAGAAGCUUCGUUGGUGAUACCUUCAAAAAGCUGAAGGACACUUAUAAGCAACAACACUCCCAGCCCCAGCAGACAGGACAGAGCCAGUCUCAGAGUUAUGUCCCAGGAGGUUAUGGUGGACAGAGUUAUCAAAAUCAAGGAUCCUCGCAAAGCUACCCAUAUGGAAGCCAGAAUCAGAACCAGAACCCGUACCAGAAUCCCGAGUACCAGGCAAAACCCGCGAAACAGGACAAACUUUCAGGGCUUUUUGGAAAGCUACAAGACACCGUCACCGGAAUUGGCUCGGAAGUCGCCCAGCGAGUCGGCACUGCUCUCGAUCCACAAGCAUAUGCAGAGUAUGGUCCGAAUAAGCCUCAGUCGGGGCACAGAUUCGGUAGCUUUGCUGCUCCACGACAGGCCAACGAUGCGAAGUGGUAUGUCGACGGAUGCUCUUACUUCUAUGCCGUCUCAAAAGCUCUCGAGAGCGCCAGGGAGUCGAUCUGGAUUCUGGACUGGUGGCUAUCUCCUGAGUUGUACCUGAGACGUCCACCUGCGAAAAACGAACAAUAUCGGCUGGAUCGGAUGCUGCAGGCCGCUGCGCAGCGUGGAGUGCGGGUCAACGUCAUUGUAUACAAGGAGGUUACUCAGGCAUUGACUCUGUCCUCCUCACACACCAAACACGCUCUCGAAGACCUCCAUCCCAAUAUCGCUGUGUUCCGCCAUCCCGAUCAUCUUCCCGAUCGUCAAGGACUGGCAUCCUCGAUUACUUCCUCUCUCCAGAACCUGACCUUGGACACGGUUUCGCUUGCAAAGAUGCCCGGCGAUGCGCUCAAGGGUCUGUAUGGCAUGAAUGACGAUGUGAUUCUCUACUGGGCCCACCAUGAAAAACUGUGCUUGAUUGAUGGCAGAAUCGCCUUCAUGGGAGGCUUGGAUAUGUGCUUUGGCCGAUGGGAUACGCAUCAACACGCUAUUGCUGAUGUCCAUCCCACCAACCUUGACGACAUUGUCUUCCCCGGUCAGGACUAUAACAAUUCCAGAGUCCUUGACUUCCAGGAUGUUGUGCACUGGGAGAAGAACCAGUUGGAUCGAAAACGUACCUCCCGUAUGGGAUGGUCCGACAUCUCAGUGAGUUUGCACGGGCCGGUCGUGGAAGAUUUGCGUCGGCAUUUCAUAGAGCGUUGGAACUUCAUCUACGACACGAAAUACCAGGUUCGCAAGGACGCAAGAUAUACCAGACUUGUCUUGCAUGGCCCUCCCUCCGGUCAACAAUACAAUGCCCAGCAGUCGGCGCCACAUCACCAACCCCCGCCGCAACAACAGGCUCCUGGCCUUUCGGCUUAUCCCUCACAGCCGAACAUUGGCGGACAAGGAGCACCAGGCUACCAGUCUCCGCCUAGCUACGCGGGCUACUCCCCAUCGCAGAGUGGUGGUCACCAAUCCACUUAUACGGGGGAUUCGUUCCCUCCUCCCCCUCCGGGACCGCCUCCCAGUCAAUAUUCCCCAGCCCCUCAGUCUCAAGCCCAAGGUUAUGGUCAAGCUCAUUAUUUUCCCCCUCCCCCUACUCAGGAGGGAUCGCACUCCCAGACAAGGGGCUUUGACGACUCAUAUGAGGAAGCCCGUGGCCAAGGCGACUCCGAACGGGGAUCCGGCUUCAUUCCUCGCCGUCUCAAGGACGAGCUCACAGGAUACGGCAAUGUCCUUCGCGGACAAUUGGCGGGACAAGUCCAUCAAUACCAGGAUCGUCUGACUUCCUUUGGGCGCCAAAACUCUCAGCCACGAGGCAACAUGUCCUGUCAGAUUGUGCGCAGCUGCGCGAAAUGGAGUAAUGGAACACCGACUGAACACUCGAUCGCCGAUGCUUACGCGGCUCUGAUUCGCAACAGUGAGCACUUUGUCUACAUCGAAAAUCAGUUCUUCAUCACAGCAACUGGUGAUGCUCAGAAGCCGGUCAAGAACAAGAUUGGUGCUGCUAUUGUGGAGCGUAUUCUGCGCGCAGCUCGGGCGGGCCAGAAAUACAAGAUCAUUGUUGUUAUUCCAACCGUCCCCUGCUUUGCCGGUGAUUUGGAAGACGAAGCAUCUUUGGGAACGCGUGCCAUUAUGGAGUUCCAGUACAACUCCAUCAACCGCGGAGGCCACAGCAUCAUGGAGUCGAUCGCCAAGGAAGGGUUCAACCCGAUGGAGUAUAUCCGGUUCUAUAAUCUCCGCAAUUACGACCGUAUCAAUGUCAACAGUCGCAUGAUGGAAGCCGAGCAACGAAGCGGUGUCAACUAUGAAGACGCUCGUAGACAACACGAUCUGAAUGCGGUCGGUCAGGGAGGCUACGGUCCUGGGCCAGCUCGGAGCGCUUUCGACACAAGUCUUCCAUACCAGCAACAAUAUCAGCAGGCUGCUCAUCAAGUGUCGGCCGCCAAGUCAACAUCCAGCCGGUGGGAUACUGUCAGCGAGUGUUAUAUGCUUCACGGUGAGGACAUUCGCAACGUGCCUUGGGAAGGUCCGAGUGAGGCCGAGAUAGAUGCAUUUGUUACUGAGGAACUUUAUGUUCAUUCCAAGGUCAUGAUUGCCGACGACCGGAUCGUCAUCUGUGGCUCUGCCAAUCUGAAUGAUCGCUCUCAGCUCGGAGAUCACGAUUCGGAGAUUGCAGUCAUCAUCGAAGACUACACUCCCGUUCAGUCCAGCAUGAAUGGCAAGCCAUGGACCGCCAGUCGCUUUGCCGCCUCUCUGCGUCGACAACUGUUCCGCAAGCACCUCGGACUCCUGCCACCCCAGGAUUACGAACGCCCAGACGCCAACUCUGAGCCUGUGGGCAUUCCCAAUGACUUUGACUUUGACGCUUCAGAGAGUCAAAUCGUGGCAGAUCCUCUCGCGGAUACCCUUCAGAGCCUCUGGAACACUCGCGCAAGGACAAACACCGAUGUCUUCCGCAAGGUCUUCCAUGCUGUUCCAGACGACACCGUGCGAAAUUGGGCGACAUACCGGGAGUUCUACAGCUACUAUUUCCAGAGCGCCGAUAAGCAAUCCCACGACAAGGACGAGAAAGCCAAGCCUGCGCGGUACGAAUAUGGACAUGUUGUGCGGGACGACUUCCCUCCUGGUCCGGAAGGCGUUCGACAGGUCAAGGAGCUGCUGAGUCAGGUCAAAGGCACGCUGGUCGAGAUGCCAUUGAUGUUUUUGAUCGAAGAAGAUGUUGCGAAGUCGGGAUUGACUCUCAAUGAUUUGACGGAGCCCCUCUACACUUGA
Aspergillus viridinutans is the source of this 3288-nucleotide messenger RNA. RefSeq names its product putative phospholipase D (PLD) (gene pld2). The record is from RefSeq and is a predicted model, not a curated record. Gene Ontology annotation, biological process: cell motility; intracellular signal transduction; phosphatidic acid biosynthetic process. Bases 1 to 3288 code for a protein of 1095 amino acids. Lineage: Eukaryota; Fungi; Ascomycota; Eurotiomycetes; Eurotiales; Aspergillaceae. Gene Ontology annotation, molecular function: D-type glycerophospholipase activity. The transcript is spliced from 5 exons.